UCUUAAACAAAACGACACCGUUGCCAGAUCCCGAUACCGACUCAGUGUCCACAUUGAUCGCAUUCCACACCGCCUUCAACGGAAAAGUAAAGUACGCUCACGUCUUCUACUUUUCCUUCAACCAAUUUUCCUAUUUUUAUUUAUUUAUUUCUCUCUAUAUAUUCUCUCUCUCUCUUUCUAUAUUCUAAUUAUUAUAUUCAUUCAUUCUUAUUCCACCACCGCCAUCAUUCAAUUCAAUUAUUUCAUCUUCUUCAUAUUCACCUUUCAAAACAACACCAGAUCAUUUUUUUUUUCUUUCUUUUCUAAGAAAGAAAAUAGAAUAGGAGAUUUGGUCUUUGUCGAUUUCGUAUCUCAGAAUAGAAAAAGAGAAAAUAUUAAAAAAAUGAGUUCGAUUCAUUUGAUUAACACUCUCCCACUUAGCACUCCACAUCGGAUCAUUUUACCUCAUUGCCAUUCUUUGCUUCCUUCUUCCGUCCUACCAAAACGACACCGUUUUGCACAAUCCGCUAGGUUCAGUGUUGUUUCAUCCCAAACCGUUAAUUCGGUUCCGCGCGCGAAUGGAACUUAUACAGUUUCUGAUUUCAUGACUAAAAAGCAUAAUUUGCAUGUUGUUAAAACCACUACUUCCGUUGAUGAAGCUUUGGAGGCUCUUGUCAAGAACAGAAUCAGUGGUCUUCCGGUGAUCGAUGAGGAAUGGAAUCUGGUUGGAGUUGUUUCAGAUUAUGACUUGUUAGCAAUUGAUACAAUAUCAGGUAGCAGUGAUGCAAGCUUAUUCCCUGAUGUGGACAGUACUUGGAAAACAUUCAAUGAGAUACAAAAGCUGCUUAGUAAGACCAAUGGAAAAGUUGUCGGGGACUUGAUGACUCCAAGUCCACUUGUUGUUCAUGAAUCCACUAGUCUGGAGGAUGCUGCCAGGCUGUUGCUUGAAACAAAAUAUCGUCGACUACCUGUGGUAGACAAAGAUGGAAAGCUGGUUGGACUUAUUACAAGGGGGAAUAUUGUUAAGGCGGCUCUACUGUCAAAGCGCUCUGGUGAGAGGCUCACAUAGUUUGACAAAAACAGAAUUCAAGUGCUCCUGUAGUCAUAGUCAGGUGGAUAUUUUGUCUAUUAAGAAUGGAUGUUUCAGCCCAAAAGGGGAGCUGAAGGCAACUUGUGAUGACCUUCAGAGACCUUUAAAGUGGGUGAUUAAUAUACUUAUUACCAUUUAGAGGAAAGCGAGUUAUCGAUCUCCUUACCUGACAUUGUUUCUGUGCGUUGAAUUCUUUAGGCUUAAAGACAGUAUAUAUCCAGUUAAUAUUUGUAUAGGCUCUCUUAAAUCUUGAUAGGUAUGGGAUUGGAAUAAGAUUCAUUUUGAGAACUGUAAUAUAAUUUGCAAAUUGGUUAGCAUUAUAGUUUAAACAUGAUGUAUAAUGUCCCUCGUCCUCUUUCCUAUUGUAUCA
Medicago truncatula (barrel medic) is the source of this 1439-nucleotide messenger RNA. RefSeq names its product CBS domain-containing protein CBSX1, chloroplastic. NCBI's taxonomy places the organism in Eukaryota, Viridiplantae, Streptophyta, Magnoliopsida, Fabales, Fabaceae. Bases 383 to 1048 code for a protein of 221 amino acids. The transcript has 8 exons. The record is from RefSeq and is a predicted model, not a curated record.